GCGUCCGCCGGGCGCGUUGCUAGGGGAGGAGCGCAGGUGGUGCCGCCGCGUCCCGCUGGGGACACGGCGGGACACCUCGGAGAAAGCCGGGCGCUGAGGGUUCCCCGCUCCCCCCCCCGGAGCUGGAGCCCUUCGGUAGCCCCCGGGGAGCCUAUGGAGAGCGGCCCGCGCAAUGCCAUAGUGUUCAACGCGUCCAAGGGGGAGAGCUUCACGCCGGCCGGCGGCUACAAGGCCUUGCGGAAGCGGCUGCGCGGGAACUGGAAGGUGCUGAGCUUAAAAGAUGAGAUCACAUCGGAGAAACUGUUUGGAGUAAAACUGUGGAUUACAGCAGGGCCAAGAGAGAAGUUCAGUGCUGAUGAGUUUUCCGUUCUGAAGAAAUUCCUGGAGGAUGGUGGAGCCAUCCUGGUGAUGCUCAGGGAAGGUGGAGAGUCCCGCAAUGGCACAAAUAUUAACUUCUUGUUAGAAGAAUAUGGGAUCAUAUUCAAUAAUGAUGCUGUAGUACGAAAUGUAUAUUAUAAGUACCAUCACCCAAAAGAAGCACUAAUUUCUGAUGGAGUUUUGAACAGGGGAAUCUGUGAAGCUGCAAGAAAAACAGUGCUUGAGACAACAGAUGAAGAUGGAAGCGGGCAUGACUCACAUGCUCUCACUUUUGUGUAUCCUUUUGGAGCCACACUGAAUGUGAUGAAACCAGCAGUGGCAAUUCUGUCAACAGGAUCCAUCUGCUUCCCACUCAACAGGCCUAUUCUGGCUUUCUAUCAGCAUGAGAGUCAAGGUGGAAAGAUGGCAGCAUUGGGAUCUUCCCACAUGUUCAGUGAUCAAUAUUUAGAUAAAGAAGAAAAUGGUAAGAUCAUGGAUGUGCUUUUCCAGUGGCUCACAACAUCAGAGAUCCACUUAAACCAGAUGGAUAUGGAGGACCCUGAGAUUUCAGACUAUACCAUGCUCCCAGACACAGCUGCACUGUCUGAGCAACUGCGAGUCUGCCUACAAGAAGGAGAUGAGAACCCAAGAGACUUCACAAAGCUGUUUGAUACAUCCCUUUAUCAGCUGGAUACAACUGCCCUCCCUUCAGUUAUCAAAGCUUAUGAAGAGCUGAAUGUGAAACAUGAACGCCUCCAACUCAUUCAGCCUCAAUUUGAGACUCCACUACCUGUCCUCCAGCCAGCUGUUUUUCCACCUGCUUUCAGAGAAUUGCCUCCUCCCCCUCUGGAACUGUUUGACUUAGAUGAAACCUUUUCCUCUGAGAAAGCUCGUCUUGCAGAGAUCACAAACAAAUGUACUGAUGAUGACCUGGAAUUCUAUGUACGAAAAUGUGGCGAUAUCCUGGGAGUGACAAGCAAACUCCCGAAGGAGAAGCAAGAUACCAAAUAUAUCCUGGAGCACAUCUUCUUCCAAGUGGUUGAGUUUAAGAAACUGAAUCAGGAACAUGAUAUUGACACAAGUGAAGCUGGAUUCCACAAUGGCAAUUGAGACCUGGCUUUCCCCAGUUUGAGACAGACCUUUUAGUGAAAAUACACUUCUCUCUUUUUUUAAAACUCCUCUCCAAUAUAUUAUUGGGACUGUCUCAAUAGUUCACUGAAUGCUAGGAUCGUUUAUGUGUGGUAGUUUGGAUAUUUAAUGCCUUUUGAGAAAGUGCUUGUAUUUCACAAGGACUUUCCAAAUAAUUUCUUAUUUUUCUACUUCUUUAUUGAAACUGUAAUUUUGUAAUACAUUUUAAAAAUAUUAUACAAAGAAAAUGUGUUUGGGGUCCUUCUUUCUGGCUCUAGCAUUUAUGUUCUUGUAAGGUUUACUGUGGAUUCUCCUGGUGUACAAAAAGUCCUUAAUUGCACUCUGGGAAGGAUCGUUAUUUUGGUUUGUGAACUGGGAAAAAGAAAACAGAGUCAUAAAUACAGGAGCUGCUGAAAACAUA
Corapipo altera (White-ruffed manakin) is the source of this 1906-nucleotide messenger RNA. It is a transcript of the gene IFT52, whose product is annotated as intraflagellar transport 52. The transcript is spliced from 13 exons. Lineage: Eukaryota; Metazoa; Chordata; Aves; Passeriformes; Pipridae. The record is from RefSeq and is a predicted model, not a curated record. Gene Ontology annotation, cellular component: cilium; intraciliary transport particle B; centriole. Gene Ontology annotation, biological process: intraciliary transport; cilium assembly. Bases 154 to 1467 code for a protein of 437 amino acids.